GUCCUCCAGUGCUGCCGGCCCCCCUCCUCCAAUGCUGAGGGAGUACCGCCGUGACGUCACUGGGGCGCGACGCAGGCCUUCCGCGCCGACCGCUCGGGAAUGAAUCAUGGCUGAAGACUCUCAGAGAAAUUUCCGUUCGGUCUAUUAUGAAAAAGUGGGGUUUCGUGGCGUUGAAGAGAAAAAAUCAUUAGAAAUCUUGCUGAAAGAUGACCGCCUGGAUAUUGAGAAGCUCUGCACCUUUAGUCAAAGAUUUCCUCUUCCGUCCAUGUAUCGGAUCCUGGUGUGGAAGGUACUUUUAGGGAUUAUUCCUCCUCAUCAUGAAUCUCACGUCCUGGUGAUGAUCUACCGAAAGGAGCAAUAUAUGGACGUGUAUCAUGCCCUCCAAGUAAUUCGCUUCAUCAGUGAUUCUACCCCACAGGUGGAAGUUUUCCUUCGCAUGCAUCAACUAGAAGCAGGAAAGUUGCCUCGAAAUCCAGCAUUUCCUCUGGAAGCAGAAGAUGAAGUGUUUCUUGCUAUUGCGAAAGCCAUGGAGGAAAUGGUGGAGGAUCCUAUUGACUGCUAUUGGCUGGUCAAUUGUUUUGUGAAUCAGUUACAUAACAAGUACAAAGAUUCAUUGCAACAAUUGCCAAAAGUUCUUGAACAGUAUUUGAACCUUGAAGACAGCAGACUCCUGAUGCAUCUGAAGAUGUGCUCCACAAUGAGCAAGCUUCCCUAUAAUCUUUGGUUUAAGAAGUGUUUUGCAGGCUGUUUACCAGAAUCCAGUUUACAGAGGGUUUGGGAUAAAGUUAUUAGUGGAUCCUGCAAGAUUCUUGUUUUUGUUGCUGUGGAGAUAUUAUUAACCUUCAAAAUGAAAAUCAUGGCCCUAAACAAUGCAGAAAAAAUCACCCAGUUUCUGGAAAAUAUUCCACAAGACAACACGGAUGCGAUUGUGAGCAAAGCUAUUGAUUUGUGGCACAAACAUUGUGGAAACCCAGCGCAUUUGGUAUGAGAACUUGCUGAAGUAUCUGCAGAUUGGGAAAAGGUGCCUUUUGAAGAGCUGGAGCCAUUUCCAAAAUCUGGCCUUGGGGAUUGUACUCAGCCGAUUAUAAAGUUUGUGGACAGAUGAAAACUUUUCCACAAAACUGGGAAGCAUGGAUCAGGUCGGCAUCAACUGUGGCCCAGUGGCUCCAUAAAAACCUUCAUUUUAAAAUCUGCAUAUGUAAAACUCUGACUGAAGCUGCUAGAUGAGUAUGACUCUGGGGGAAGAAUUGGUUCAAAGGACCUGUUUUAUUACUGUUAUACAGAGGUAAUGGAAUGAUUUUGAUGAAGGCAGUGGAAUUAUGUCUGGUGUACUUGCCAGGCCCCAUGUAGAUGGAAUAUUUUUUUGAAAAAGCAGCACAAAUAAUCUAGUUUAAAAUAACAAGGAAUUUAUGGUUUGUGCGCGUCAGACCAUGGCCUUAAACCUGUGGUCUUAGCUUGCGGCACAGCCGCUCAUCCUCAGCAGACGCAGGUGGCCAGCAGCCUCCAGCUGGUCCCAGCCACAUGCCCACUCCCUGCCACUGGAGUGGGCUCAUCCCUUCCAAUAUAAACCCCUGACCCAGAAAAGGAAGUGUCUGGGGAACAAGGUUCAACCCUAUUCCUAGGCUGCUACACCCUUGGCUUGUGCUGCUACUGGCUUCCUGACAGACUCUCGGGAUACCUGACCUGGUUUGCCCAUACACCCCGAGUUUAGCCUGACCCUUUGGAUACCCGACCCAAAUCUGGUUUGAUUUUGUGGAUGUCUGACCCAGCUAGUUUCUUGACCCCAUGUUCUGCCUGACCUUCUGGAUCUCUGGCUUGGUUCCUUGGACGGAUCUGCUGGCUUGUGGCUUCCCUCGGCACACUCCCCUUGGACCUCAGUUGCUUCUUCUGACUCUGAGGUAAGCCCCAGACCUGGUUGCCUACGACCUGGCAUGGCAGUUUUGGUUUGUUUUUUUUUAAAUGGAACAUGCUUUGGAGGUAUUAGACAAGUCAUAAGUCAACUGUUAGGUUAAAGUUUUCAUUUCAGGACUAAGAGCCCUGCUUUUCACACCUGAAUGGGUGCAUUUCAUCAUGCUGGCUUUCUGAAGCUCAGAAGUAGCUUGGAAAAGUGUUUUCUUUUUAAAAUUUAGUUUUGGCUAGGGACAGAAGUUACACAUCAACCAGUUUAAGUGAUCAGAAACUGGUUUAAACCUGUAACAGAACAGAAGUUCAGUGCACAUACAGCAGUUUCAAAAUGGUCAAAACUACCUUAAGAUAAACCUGGUUGAAUGUUGUAUGAGAUGUAACUGAUUUAGGUCAAACGGGUUUGUGGAACUUCUGUCCCAGACCCUGUCCUGGUUCAAGUUAAAUCACAGUCCCCCAGCAUCCCAGGAUGCUUUGCAGCUCUGGGCUUGGCUGUGCAGUCUGCUUGAGCAAAGCAGGGCUGGCCCCACCCCUCUGUUCUCGAGCCAGAGCAGUGAGGGCUGGCUGACAAGGGGUGGGGGUGGGAAACCUGGCUGGGGACGCAGCCCGGUUUGCCUGGCAUGGGCAGAGCAGCCCCUGCCAGACUUCCCAGGUGGAGUGGACAGGGCAGGGGUGCAGGACAGCAGGCUCAGGCCAAGGGGAGGAAGGGGGAUUAAACCGCCCUGCCUCCCCUCUCCCACCACCAUGGGGCCCCAGCCAGGAGCUGCUGGCUUUUCCUGCCUGUUUGCCACUCCAGUGGCAGGGGGCACAGCCAGGCCGUCUGGUUUAAACCCUCCACCCUGGCCUGCAUGGACCCCAGCCAGGGUGUGCCUGGAGGGGGAAGGGGGAAGCAGCCCUUGCCAGGUUUGUUCCCGAGUGGUGGGGGCAUGGGCAGCCAGCAGCCCAAGCAGCUUCCCUCUGCUGCCUCCCCCCACCUUCCCCUUUUGCCUGAAGUGCUUCCUGGGCCACUGGCUGGCCAUCCCUCUGCUGCUUGAGUGGCUGGUGGGCGGGGGAGCCAGCAAACCCUAGCUGAGGUCUCAUGUUGGUGGGAGAGGGGAGGCAGGGGGGUUAAUCCCCCUCCCUCCCCACUCCACUUGCCUGAGGUGCUGCCUGGGUCACCAUCUGGCCAUGCCCCUUGCCACAUGAGGACAAACCUGGCAAGGGCUGCUUCCCCCCUCCCCCUCCAGGCAGACCCUUGCUGGGGUCUCUGUAGACCAGGGUGGGGGGAGAGUGUGGUCAGGCCCUGGCAGGCCACUGAGUAUGAUUGGGAAGGGAUUUAUUUCUCUGCCAUUGCCUGUGUAUGAUUGCUCCAGGCAUGUUUCUGAGCGGAGUGCAGCUAGAAUUCCUUUUCUUUUUACUAGGACAAUAAAGGCAGCAUCAACACAUUCCAUUUUAGAGGAAAAUACAUAAAACAAAUGACAAGCAAAUAAAAUAGUCACAAUUUGGCCUGGUUUUCCUGAAAAGCAGCCAUGUCCAGAGCUGAAAAUAAGUACCAUUCUCUAAUUCUCACUCUGUCAGCUCCCAGUUUAUGACCAGCAUUUGCAAUGUGUGACAAAGACCCCAGAUGAUAAAGAUAAUGUUAAGCACAGGGGAAAGCUUAACGGGUUGAGAUAGCAAGAGAUGGGGUUGGGAAGUAACUCAGUUCUUGAAGGUGGAACUGAAAUGACAAAUAAAGCCAAUGGACAAGUUUCAGUAAGUCUGAACUCAGUGCGUUUAACUGAUAGAACUACAGAUUUUUUAUGACCGGGAGGUGAUUUUGGUAAAAUGUGUGACCUGUCUUGGAGUUAUGUGUAGUGGAGAGGGAUAGUUGCUAAUAACAGGAUCCACAAAAAGACUUAGGUGCUGCAGUGCUCUGUGCUUGGGUGCUCUCUCAGCUUGUGUUGCACUUUGCCUCGACUAAUUAACAUCUUCAUUGGUGCCAACAGUCCCUUGGUACCAGGAUGACAUUUUUCCAGAUGAUAUGGAAGUCAUCAGUGCGUUUGGAGACAACUGAAGAGGCCAAUCCAAGAUCUGCAUGUUUCACGUCAGACAUGGCAUACAGUUGCAGAAGGAAGGAGUGGAUCCUGGUGAUGUUGGGUCACAGAGCUUUCCUCUUAUCGUUCUGGCCUAUUUGCCUCCAUGGUGAGGUGAGUUUGCUCAAAAUGGUUGAUGCUUUGUCAUACUUCACGGUGCCAUUGGGGAAGAUUCAGUGCUCGAGUCUUCCAGGUAUUGAUGUUCAUAUCACAUUUCUUCUGAUUGGCCUUCACUUUGCCUGGACUAAUUAAUGAGUCAUUGGGCUAAAGAGAUGAAGGAGGAGCCCUCAUCUUCUACACUUUUUCCUACUGGUGAAUGUAUUUAGUGAGAAGCAAUUUGUCUCAGUUCUCCCAUGUUUCUGGCAAGUGAGCUAGCCAGUGAGCCAACUAACUCCAUCUGGUAGCUGGAUUCUGGGGGACCAGAUCAGCUUGGGUUUGGUGAAAAACGUUAUCAUACCCCCUGUUUUCCUUUAAAGCACAGGUGAUCCUAUUAGAUUCUACCAUCCUGUUAGAGUUCAGUGGUUGGAGCAGUUACCCAGGAUGGAGAAGAUUUCUUUCUGGUUGAUGGGACACCUGCACUUCUUACCUCCUAGAAAUGUUCUUUAAUCACUAGACAGUUCUGGGGGAGGAGAGGGUCAUGCAUGCGCACCCUCCUGUUGAUGCCAUUGUACUUUGCAUGUGAGAGACAAAGAGACAGUAUGCACACAUGACAUAUGAGUUUGGAUCUGGAGACAUUUAUGUGAAAUCGGGUAGCUUUGCCUCUAAUCCAUGUUUCAUAAACCCUUUCAAUAUUUAUGCCAAUGACUGUUUAUUGUAAAAUGUCACCUUGGGCCACUGCCAGCUCUUUGUUUGUAGGGACUCCCUUUGAAUGGAGGAUCUCAAAGUUAACUACCCCAGGAUUAGCCAGGCUGUGGUGGCAGAGUGGUUAAGGGAUUCUUGCUGUGGCUCCAGAAACACAAGUUCUUGCCCUACUUGGGACUCAAGCCAAAGACUUCCUUCCAGUCAACCCAGCUGGAAAUAAGUGCCUGGCCAUUUAGCAUGGGGACUCAAAAGUAGCUUGAAGUAAUGCUGGUUACAUUAUUCCCUUUGCCGUUGGCUAAGAAACCCGUGCACCUGAAGCACAUCAGCCCAACAGGCUGGAAAGCUUUGGAUUACUUUCGACUGGCUUUGCCUAAUGUUAGCCCUUUGUUACCUCCUGUGAAGGUGAGAAAAUACUAAAGAGUUUCCGGCAUCAGUCAGAAUCCAUAAGCUGAACACAGACAGAUGCUACCUUCCAUUCUGCCAGGCAGAUGGCACUGGCCUGCUUCUCAAGGAGCUCCCGGCAGUAAUUACAUGCCCUGCUGAGACAGAGCACCUGCUAUUAUUUCACACAGUCAGCAAAGCAAUCCCAAUGAUCAUACAAACAUGAUAUACUAGCUAUCAUUCCUCCCCUGGGAAGGGCACAGUGGGGCAGAGUUUAUGAGCCUCUCCUCCCUACCCGUUCCUGUCUGAUAAACUGGGGCCGUGAGCUUGCAUUUAGAGCUCUUGGAUCCAGUCCUGGCACUUUGCCAUCUUAGCUCUCUGGUGUUAACACUGGUUUCUCAUUCUUUGAUAAUACAUCAAAAGGAAGAUUGCCCUCCCCUGCCCUUUUUCCUCGCUGUAGCGUACAGCACCCUGGCUCAUGUCCAAAUUGACACUGGCAACAGUUAAGACUAAUGGGGCUCCUCAUAGGGAUUUUUUUUUUAACUCAGUGGUGCCCCAUCACCACCACAUAGGUAGGUGGCACCACCUGGGCCUGGAUCAAGGUGUAGACAAGACCUAUAGUCUUUCCAAGCAGGUAGAAGUUCCCCCUUUGUGCUGUACCCUGGAUCUCGGUUCUUGUUUCUUAAUAUGAUGUACAAGGCUGUAAUAAGAUUCAGGAUUUUGUGUGUGCGUGCAUGUGUGCCGGGAGGGGGUUCUGCUUCCUUCUCCCAGGUUUAACGCUGUCUUUUAAACUUGAAAAAGCUGACUGUUAAAUGCAUAGACACCAGAGAUGCAAUAAACUGAAGCUUGACUUUGUAAGUCACCUCAGUGAGCUUGUGCCUCCCAAGGCAGGGGAGUUGUGGAUUUUUGCAGGAAUGGAUCAGUUGUGGGGGGGCAGGCGGAGAGAUUGUGCACUUGCACCCCCCCCCUCCCCCUUUGAUUUCUAGGUCACCCAAAUUUAAAAACAACUGCCUGGCAAUGGUAGCAGCAUUUCUAGCCAGGUAGCGCUGAGUGGGUCAAUUGACUUCAUGCGUCAUUGCAAUCUACCUGAUGUCUUUUAGAUGCUUCAUGCCACAAGUGUUAGCAACACUCUCUCCUUCUUAGUGGUCUUGAUGUUCCACUAAUUAAGCUAUGCUUCCUCCUACAAUUCCAUUGUCUGUUAGCUGCUCCUGGUCAUGAAGCUCCUAUUUCACAGUGCUGCAGAUUGUUUUUGACUCAUUCCAAUGGAGUUAUAUUUGUUUCUUGCUUUGAUCUUAACUAACACAACCCUAGGCUGCUAGCAUAUUAGUAAAGCAUCUAGUUUAUUUUUAACAGGAGAAAAAUGUAUGUUGUUUUAUAUGUGAUGAUGCACCUGACCAUCUGCACCCUCGCUCCGCCUUUCAAAAUCCUAGAUCUGCCUACAGGUUCUGGUCCUGCACAUCCUUAUGAGCCAUUGGGAAAGAGGAGAAGAUAAAGAAAGGGAGCAGAUACUUAUUUAAAACUAACAAACCUGGGCCAAUGCUUGAUGAAUAAGACGGUGUGUGUAUACCAAGCUUGUGAGGCAAGCAGGAGUGUCAAGUGGUUACUGGAAAUGGUAACUUUUAGGUCAUUAAACACAGAGUAGCUGUUGUUGCUGGGGCAACCUAACUGGAACAUCUCUUUCUCUUUGUUUGAUCUUAAAAAUAAAUAAAAACAGUGACAUAAUUAUUA
Messenger RNA from Alligator mississippiensis (American alligator), 6863 nucleotides. It is a transcript of the gene TBC1D7, whose product is annotated as TBC1 domain family member 7. Gene Ontology annotation, molecular function: GTPase activator activity. The record is from RefSeq and is a predicted model, not a curated record. The transcript is spliced from 9 exons. Gene Ontology annotation, biological process: activation of GTPase activity; negative regulation of TOR signaling. The coding region runs from base 107 to 988 and encodes 293 amino acids. NCBI's taxonomy places the organism in Eukaryota, Metazoa, Chordata, Crocodylia, Alligatoridae.